CGAGUCAAGACCGCUGAAGACGAGUCCGUCGCUGCAGACGAGACCAGUGCGGUGGGCGUCCCGCUGCUCAUUCCGGUGGUCGCGCCUCGAAUUACGUCGAUGUCUCACUCAGCUUUAAUCGAGUGGAAGAAAGCCCGUACUGAGUACGAAGAAAGCGUCAAAGCCCGCAGCAAAGGUGAUGAAGAGCUCUAUGAGCGCAUGAAGGAGAGCGUCAAGAGCACCAUCGACGAGAAGUUGCUGCGUGCGCUAUGCACCUACCGCUGGGGUGGCCUGUCCAAGGACGAUGUGACGGACGAUCGGAUUAUGUCGGAAGUCCGGGCUAUCCCACAGCGGGUCAAGAACGACACCCUCCCUGACGUUGAUCUGUUCAGCAAACAGCUACGGCUCGACAUGUCCGAGUCGGAUGUGAGCGAACGUGUGCUG
Phytophthora sojae is the source of this 423-nucleotide messenger RNA. RefSeq lists its product as hypothetical. The annotation marks the transcript as partial. NCBI's taxonomy places the organism in Eukaryota, Oomycota, Peronosporomycetes, Peronosporales, Peronosporaceae. The record is from RefSeq and is a predicted model, not a curated record. The transcript has a single exon.